Messenger RNA from Didymodactylos carnosus, 1406 nucleotides. The record is from the annotation of a GenBank genome assembly. Lineage: Eukaryota; Metazoa; Rotifera; Eurotatoria; Philodinida; Philodinidae.
AUCAAAUAGCAUAGAAAAAUAGAACAUUCUUUUCUCUAUCAGACUAUAUAAAAAGAAAGUUUCUUUAACCUUUCUAUAAGGGAUAAAAAUACCACUGCCACUACUUUUGGUAUGCCCUAAGUAGUAUAGUCUACUAGAUGCACCUGCAUAGCCUCAUCUAGUAUAGUCUACCAGAUACUGUGUAUCAGUACCAUCAUCGUAGACUGGCUAAUUACACUUUGAGAGGAGACAAACGUAGAAUACUUAAAAUAUUUUUUCUUAUAUAUUGGAGCACGACAUUCUGAAGAUCUACAGAAAUUCUACUUUGACAAGAAAUUUAACGUGAAAAAGUGAUCAGCUAUCUUGCGCACCAUUGUUUCUCUCGGAGAACUAAACAUUCCAUUUCUACACGAUGCAUACAAUCAGGUCAUGUUCGCGUUUGGUCGUUGCAUCUUCCAACUACUAGGAAACUGUUUGCCAUUUUUUGGAUAAAGGCUGUGAAACUAUCAAGAAUAGUAAACACGGAUGCCGAUUUAUGAAAACUCUACAUCUUCAAGGCAAUAUAUUUUUGUUUUUUCGUUUAGCAGCCAUCACGAGACAAAUUUGCACUAAUACCAGCUCACCAACGUGUACAAGUUCUGAAACAGGUUGCAGGCAAUAUCGGAAAUCCAUGGGGAGUGUUCGUUGGGGCAGGUGGAGGCAUAUAUGUUUCAUCAACACUUAAUAAUAACGUACUGAAAUUCGCACCGGGAGCAUCGGUGGACUCUGGUGUGUCAGUUGCAGGAAAUAAUGGAGCCGGUUCAGCUCAAAAUCAAUUAAAAGCGCCUAAUGGAAUAUUUGUGGAUUGUGCGGGAAACAUUUAUAUUGCUGAUAGUCAAAACAACAGAAUAGUGCGUUGGGCUAAAGGUGCUACCAGUGGAUGCACAGUUGUCGGUGACAGUUCUGGUAAAGCAGGCAGUUCAGAUAGUUUACUUAAUCGCCCAAUAGAUGUUCGGCUCACUAAAAGUGGAAACAUGUUUGUGUUAGAUUCAGGCAAUAAUAGAAUACAAAAGUUUGCACCAGGAUCAACAAAAGGCGAGACAGUAGGGAAAGCUGCGGAUUUUCAUGGUCCAAUAGCAAUGUUUGUUGAUGAUUGUGAUAAUGUAUACAUAACUGAGUUCAGUGGUCAAAAAGUCCUCAGAUUCUCACCCGGUUCUACAACAGCUACAGUCAUAAUUCCUCAAGUCAAUCAAGCAAGAGGCAUAACAAUGGAUAGUCAAAAGAAUUUAUACGUGGCAUCACCCUCUGAUGGUCUCCUCAAAUUUUUGCACAUUGCAGCGACACCCUCUGAAUCGUGUGUAGAAGAUGAUACUAAGGUGAUGGAUGGAGAUGAGAAGAAUGUGAAUUCAUCAGUAUCAACCUCAGACCAAUAUUCCGUAUUUGUAUAA